CAGAAACGCAUCGCUAUCAAAACAUCAUCACUCCUUUUGUUUUCCACGAUGUCCCCAACUCGAACGAAAGCGUCCUGUCUUAUCCAAGUGCAAGCCCCACCUUGACCCCCGUCGUCCAAUGCUCCUCAGGGCCCAACACUGCGAAGCUCACGCCCUCCAGCCUUCAUCCAUGGUCUGCCCUCCGACAGCUUCAUGCGCACAUCACUUCGCAAGUUGCACGCGCCGAUCCUGCCAGAGAGCUAUGGUGCCUCCCAGGCUUAAGCGCAUGUCGAAUUCACUGCCCUUCUAUCUACCCUCGUCCACGUGUCAACCGCUGCCACUAGAGCAAUGCACCUCAACAACCGCCUGGUCUGGACAAUAUCAGACAGGCAAUUAAGCUACACCACGUCUUCUUCGCUUAAGUGGUUCCCAUCUGACCCCAGCCCUGUCAUGACAUGGCCGCCAAGUUUGCCUAGCCCGUCGGUCGUUUGCUUUGAUCUGCCGAGAGCUGGUUCCAGUUCGAGACUGACCUUAAUUCACACGCUCAGUCUGACAUGUGCUGUUCUGCGGCAAAUCUUUUGACGCAACAUUCGAGUAUAUUGGAACCAGAGCCCAGCGCCUGGCGUCCUGACAAGCGCAUUGCCAGUCUAUCAGCCCCAAGGGAAUGCAGAGGUAUCGAGUUGGCGCCCAAGACUACAUGCGCCGUCAACCAUCAUCGGAAGCGUGUGUGCUUUAAAGCCCCCAAAUUGGGCCAGGGGCUCUCAGCGAGGCGGUAUCAACAAAAAUUGCUAAUUUAUGGGGAACUUUUUGAAUCGGUGCUGGAGAGAGAGACUGCAUACUUAGACCGACGUAGCUUUGGGUUGUUGUCAGUUGUAGGUGCGCAAAUCGAGAAUUGAGAGAAGCU
Messenger RNA from Colletotrichum destructivum, 883 nucleotides. RefSeq lists its product as uncharacterized. NCBI's taxonomy places the organism in Eukaryota, Fungi, Ascomycota, Sordariomycetes, Glomerellales, Glomerellaceae. Bases 534 to 875 code for a protein of 113 amino acids. The record is from RefSeq and is a predicted model, not a curated record. The transcript is spliced from 2 exons.